Nicotiana tabacum (common tobacco) is the source of this 846-nucleotide messenger RNA. The record is from RefSeq and is a predicted model, not a curated record. Lineage: Eukaryota; Viridiplantae; Streptophyta; Magnoliopsida; Solanales; Solanaceae.
AUGUUAGUUCAUUCUGGUUUCCUAAAUGAACAUGAAGAUUACUAUUCUCUUACCCCAGCUAGUCGCCUUUUUGUGAAAGAUGAUCCCUUGAGUAUGAGGUCAUACUUUCUCACCAUGCAUGAUCCAUGCGUUCAAAAACCAUGGUUUGAGUUAAGUAGUUGGUUUCAAAAUGAUUUCCCCACUGCUUUUCAUGCUGCUCAUAAUGGGAAAUCUUUUUGGGACUAUUUCGCGGAUGAGCCAAGAGUAAAUAAUAUUUUCAAUGAUUCAAUGGCUAAUGACUCGAGCUUGAUUGCCAAUGUGCUUAUUACGGAGUGUAAGCAUGUUUUUGAGGGGUUGACAUCGUUGGUGGAUGUUGGAGGUGGCACUGGCACUUUGGCAAUUGCCAUAGCCAAAGCUUUUCCUGCCAUAAAUUGCACCGUACUUGAUCUCCCUCAUGUUAUUGGCGAUCUCAAGGGAAGUGGGAACUUGGAGUUUGUCGGAGGAAGUAUGUUUGAGAAGAUUCCUAAUGCUAAUGCAAUCUUACUCAAGUGGAUUCUCCAUAACUGGAGCGACGAAGAUUGUGUGAAAAUAUUAAAGAAAUGCAAAGAGUCAAUUCCAAGUAGAGAAAAAGGUGGGAAAGUGAUAAUUAUAGACAUAGUGCUGGAAAAUCCAAAGCAAAAGGAUGAUUCUGUUCGAGCACAACAUAAUCUGGACAUGGUGAUGAUGGUUCUUUUUGGUGCCAAAGAGAGAACUAAGAAUGAAUGGGAAAAACUCUUCACUGAAGCUGGUUUCAGUGAAUAUGAAAUAACUCCCACCCUGGACACAAGGUCUCUCAUUGAAAUCUACCCUUGAAGAAAUGUGCGUUUA